Molecule: messenger RNA, 2482 nt
Organism: Penicillium brasilianum
Lineage: Eukaryota; Fungi; Ascomycota; Eurotiomycetes; Eurotiales; Aspergillaceae
Source: the annotation of a GenBank genome assembly
CGGUAAGCACGAAAUGACUAAGCAAGUAGUCACAAUAACUAUUUGACCUUUCAUGCGCGGCCGAAGAAACAAGCCCAACCAGAUCAUAAAAUUGAAUAGAUUACUUGAAUACCCAUUGAACAAGCUACCAAUUGGAAGAAUAAUACUGAGCCGAGGAGGCGUUAAUUUGUUUUGAAGGUGUCGUCGUCGAAUCGGGAAUCUCGAGGAUCCAGACAAAGAAACCCGAGGCCUUGGCCAACUCCGGGGGGACAAUGCCAACGGACCUCAAUUCUCAUUGGCCUUCUAUUGAACACUACAUCAAGUUAGCUUGAGACACUUAUCUCGCUCAUUCUCCUGAAACCGACGCUUCUCUUUCCCCCAACUUCUCUUCUGUGGGUUGACAGGCUUAUUGAUUGUAUCCCGACAGCCAAAUAUCAAGAUUGACACCCUUCAGCGCCCAAAUUCAACUAUUCCUCACUCUUUACCCUAUGUCAGGAGAUGGAAUCGGCAUUCUAUAUGAAAGUAAUUUGACUACUUGGAAAUUCAUGUGGAACGACUGAUAAGUGGGAGCAAUUUUCAUGGAAACGAGAGCCUUAUUUGUUGUAGCAUGGCUCAUUCAGCUUUUCAUGGCACUUGGGCACUGCCACGAGAUAGUCGAACGACUACACGACGUGCCGGACGGCUGGUCAAAAGGGGUCAAGCCCAACCCAUCAACAUCUAUACGAUUCCGGUUGGAAAUACGCGAACCAAACAGUACCUAUCUGGAGAGACUGGUUAUUGAUCUGUCGACCCCGGGUCAUCUAAAUUACGGGAAACAUAUGAAACGCGGAGAGGUUGAAGAGCUUUUGCGUCCGACCUCCGCCGUCUCCGACCAGGUCUUGGCCUGGCUGAGUUCGGAGGGAAUCUCCAACGACACUAUUGGCAUAUCUGGAAAUUGGAUCAGCUUCAGUGCGACUAUAUUCCAGGCGGAGCAAAUGUUGAAGACAAAGUUUCUCCACUAUCAUCAUGAUGCCAGCCGAAAGAGCCUCAUCAGAACUCUUGAGUACUCCUUACCUCCUGAUAUACACCCACAUGUGCACCUAAUUCAACCAACGACCAGAUUCGGAAACCCUGAUCGACAUGGCAAAGGGCGACUAUAUGCACGCCAUGGCUUACCAGUCGACCAGCCAAUUGUAGCCACACCGGAAGACCUGACCGCGGAAUGUUGGACCGUGAUGAGGCCGGAUUGCCUUCGAGAGUUAUAUGGUCUUUGCAACACAAGAGCAAAGCCUGAUCCACAAAAUCGACUGGGAGUAUCCGGCUUCCUAGAUCAAUAUGCCCGCCAUAGUGAUUUCCAUCACUUCAUGCAACGCUUCUCUCCGAACGCAUCAGACGCGAAUUUCGACGUCGUGAUCCUCAACGGGGGCAGUAACCUAGAGGAUUCUCCGGCCAGCAGCACCGAGGCAAGUUUGGAUAUACAGUAUGCAGCUGCUUUGGCCCACAACGCUUCAGUCACGUUCUAUUCCACUGGCGGCCGGGCGCUCUCAGUUUCCGACACGGGGCAAUCAGUCUUGGAGAACUCGGAAAAUGAGCCAUUUCUGGAUCAACUCCACUAUCUCAUCAGCCUCCCAGACAGUGAGCUCCCAUCUGUUCUCGCCACGUCAUACGGGGAGAUCGAACAGAAUGUGCCAGCAUCGUACGCAAGAUCAGUGUGCAACUUAUUUGCGCAACUCGGUGCCCGGGGCGUGUCAGUCAUAUAUAGUAGUGGAGACUCCGGCGUUGGAGAGACGUGUCUCAGCAAUGAUGGAAAGCGGCGGGUCAAGUUCCAGCCAAUUUUCCCGGCCUCCUGUCCAUUUGUCACGGCUGUCGGAGGAGUGGAGGGUAUCAAACCCGAGAUUGCUCUUGAUUUCUCGAGUGGCGGCUUCUCCGACCUUUUCCCUCGUCCAAAAUACCAAGACCGGGAAGUGAACAGGUACCUUGAUCGUCUAGGUGAACAAUGGAAUGGCUUAUACAACCGCCGGGGAAGGGCAAUCCCUGAUGUCGCCUGUCAAGCGAAAAACUUCAUCAUUCGAGACCAUGAUACCUAUUUGAAGAUUAGCGGCACUAGGUUUGUUGCUUCGGUCAAUUGAUUCAUGGCAUCGACUAAUAACAAGCAGUGCUUCCGGGCCGGUCUUUGCCGGUCUAGUCUCUCAAUUGAACGCGAUUCGACUUGCAAAUGGGAAGCCUCGAAUGGGGUUUCUAAACCCCUGGCUAUAUAGCCUCCAGCAAACAGGAUUUACCGAUAUAGUACACGGUGGCUCCCGAGGCUGCACUGGAACUACUGAUUCAGGUGCAAAAGGCGCUUUCGUUCCGUAUGCAAGUUGGAAUGCCACGGAAGGAUGGGAUCCGGUGACAGGGCUGGGGACGCCUUUGUUCCAGACGUUGGCCGAUUUGGCCUUGUCGAGUGAGCAGGUGGCAUGGACAAAAUACGUUGUGUUUAGCAAAGAUAAAUCGUAUUAGUUUAGCAGGAAUCGUUAGGGAAAAG